UUUUAAUUCAUUCUUCCACCUCUGAAUCCAAGCGACCCCUAGAGUAGCCGAACAAAAUAAGGCUCGCAAAAUUGUUGUUUAUUUUUGCUCGUUUGCUUGAAUGAAUUGAGGGAAAGCUUAUGAAUUCAAUGAUCUUCUACAACUCAAUGACUACAUGUGCAUCUUUUACAUACAGCAUAUUGAUUCAUGUUCUUCCAGAAAAAAUUUGGUCUUUUCCCUUUGCUUCUCAAUUCAUGUUACAUCUCCCUUCACCAUAUCUCUCCAAAAUUCCAACUAUUAUCUACAUUACCCAGAUGGAAUACAAGCACAAACAACGUAACAAUCACAAACCCGGUUCUUCUUUUGAUGGAACAAUGCUCUUCAAUGGCAGAACUCAAACAAAUACAAGCUCAUAUGACGCGCAAAGGUCUCAUCUUUCAUGUCUUUCCUGUAAGUAGAAUCAUAGCUUUCUGUGCUUUAUCUAACUAUGGUGAUAUGAGUUAUGCUCGUUUAGUUUUUGAUUUCAUUCCUAACCCAAAUGUUUACAUUUGCAAUACUAUGAUUAGGGGUUAUUCUAAAGCUGAUAGACCUUUAAUGGGUAUCUCAUUAUUCUGUAAAAUGGUUAAAGAGAAGGUUGAAAUGGAUGAGAGAAGCUUUGUUUUUGCACUUAAAGGGAUUGGAAAAAUUUCGGGUAUUGGAUGGGGUAGAGGGGUUCAUUGUAGGAUAUGUAAAGUAGGUUUUGAUUCAAGUGUGUUGGUACAAAAUGGUUUGCUCCAAUUCUAUGCAGAUAGUGGGUGUUUGAGCUGUGCACAUCAAGUGUUUGAUGAAAGUCCUAUGAAAGAUGUUGUGACUUGGACUGCUAUGAUUGGUGGGUAUGUGCAGAGAAAUGAUCCUGAUGAAGCUUUGAUGCUUUUUGAGAUGAUGAUCAUGUCUAGUGAGACAGUUCCAAAUGAAAUUACAAUGAUCACCGUGCUCUCGGCAUGUACUCUUAAGGGGUAUUUGAACUUGGGAAGGAGAAUGCAUUGUUUUAUAGAGAAAUUUAAUGUUAGUCACACUCUAAAUUUGAUGAAUGCCUUGUUGGAUAUGUAUGUCAAAUGUGGUUGUUUGACGACUGCAAGACGAAUUUUCGAAGAAAUGGAGGGAAAGGAUGUUUUCUCUUGGACUAGUAUGGUAAAUGGUUAUGCAAAACAUGGUGAUUUAGAAAUGGCUUGGAAGUUCUUUCAUGAAAUGCCUGUGAAAAAUGUGGUAUCUUGGAAUGCAAUGAUUGCAGGAUGUGCUCGAAAUAAUCAGCCUAAGGAGGCCUUAGAAUUGUUUCAAGAUAUGCUAAAAGGCGGUUUAAUUCCCAUCGAGGCUACUUUGGUGCCCGUGCUCUCUGCUUGCGCUCAAUCGGGUUGCCUCGAGCUGGGGAAAUGGAUUCAUGAACAUUUUCUUUAUCAAAAGCAAAUAGAAUUUAGUGCUUCUUUAGGAAACGCAUUGAUUGAUAUGUAUGCCAAGUGUGGUAGAAUUGAUAUAGCCGAGCAACUCUAUAAUGAUAUGCCAAAUCGAGACUUAGUAUCAUGGAACUCCAUGAUUGUUGGGUAUGCAGAUCAUGGGAACGCAAACAAAGCUUUGAUCCUGUUUGAUAAGAUGAAAGAUCAGGGUAUAAAGCCCGAUGAUAUCACCUUCAUUGGCAUUCUAUCAGCGUGUAGUCAUGCCGGGUUAGUUGCUGAAGGACAGAAACACUUUAGUAGCAUGCAGCCGACUUUUGGAUUGGAGCCUAAAAGCGAGCAUUAUGCUUGUAUGAUCGAUUUACUUGGCCGUGUUGGAUUGAUACGAGAAGCGUAUGACAUGAUAGGAAAUAUGACUAUGGAACCCGAUGAAGCUGCGUGGGGUGCUUUGCUUAACGCGUGUAGGAUGCAUGGAUACGCUGAUCUUGGUAAAAUUGCCGCUGAUAAGUUGAUCAAUCUAAAUCCAGAGGAUAGCGGGACAUAUGUACUUUUAGCGAAUCUGUGCUCCAAGGAGAAAAGAUGGGCGGACGUUAGGAAUGUUAGAAGCAUGAUGAGACAUAAGGGUGUUAAGAAGACUCCGGGACAUAGUUUCAUAGAGGUGGAGGGUGACUAUCAUGAAUUUUCGGCUGCCAAUGAUUCUCAUCCUCGAUCAAAAGAUAUAUACAAGAUAUUAAACGAAAUAUAUGCCAUAUCUUUUCUUGAAGGUGCAGCAAGUUCAUACCAGUCGAUACAUUGUUUCGAGAAAGACGAUACAAUACCCUUUAAUGGCUGAGUUCUUUGAAAUAAUAGACGUUUCACUGGAUUUAAACGAAAAGGCAGCAUUCAUACAAAAGUGAGCGAAAAGCGCUAAAAUGUCGAGAAUGUGUACAUUGAUGAAGUUCAUAUUAUUCGAGUAAAAACUUCAUCGGCGUGGGGCUUGUCAGGUUCAAACCUGCAUUGUGGUAGCUUAUUAUCGGAAUUUCCUUGCUGUAUCGCUCUACUUUGGUAAUCAUCCUCGGUUCUUUGGACUGCUCUCCAUGAGAAAAUUUCGUCGAGUUAGAUGCUAUGCAAAAGAAUCAUUAGAGAUGUUCAUCAAGACGAUACGAUAUGCACUUCAAAUCUUCUGCUCCAUUACUGUAAUUAGGGUUUUACAUGGCUGCAUGAAUGAUGGUGUUCCUAUAAGAUUAUAAGAAAAUAGAUGAUGUAUUUUAGUUGUAGUUAAAUUCCAUGUAAUUCAAACACAGUAUUACUUCCCCAUGUAUUUAUUAAUGCUAACAAGUAACAAGAGCAUCAAAGAAAUAUCCAUAAAUCAUAAUGUUUCUAAACUGUAUUAUCCCCAUUUUUUAAAAACUAAUUCCAAGCUU
Messenger RNA from Amaranthus tricolor (Joseph's coat), 2809 nucleotides. RefSeq names its product putative pentatricopeptide repeat-containing protein At3g15930. The transcript has a single exon. Gene Ontology annotation, biological process: RNA modification. Lineage: Eukaryota; Viridiplantae; Streptophyta; Magnoliopsida; Caryophyllales; Amaranthaceae. Gene Ontology annotation, molecular function: protein binding; RNA binding. The coding region runs from base 187 to 2238 and encodes 683 amino acids. The record is from RefSeq and is a predicted model, not a curated record.